AUGUCGUCGCAGACGGGCCACCCAACAUCUCCUCCUCCUGUCCUUCCGUCUGCCAACACCUCUGGUGGCGGUGUCCGUCGCCACCACACCAUCUCUGCUUCCUCUCGUUCCGCAAGACCCACGUCGAAAAUUGCUAUCUCGGAGCUCGAGGACCCGCAGACCGAGCAAAUCUGGGCCGACGACGAGACGGUUGACCCCGACUGGGUAGGCGGCAUCGGAGCAGUGGGUGAGAAGUCGUCCCUCCAUAGGCAGGCGUCUCUCCCGACGAAGUAUCAUAGAGCAUUUGGGGGACAGCCCGGUCGCCAGCCUGGCUCGCACACCCCGAGGACUCUCAACAGCCUGUCCGCCAUCGCUGGGCACGAUGGCGAAGAAGAAGAAUGGGAGAGAGACAUGCGAGAUCUCCGAGAUGAGGAAGAGCACGGCCUUGCUGGUUCUGAUCAGGGUCAUCACGUCGCAGACUCAUCGUCCUCUGCGACGUCUCCACUUUCUCCCCACUUUGCCAGUGGGAUCGCUCACGGCCCGUCUCCGCCUCCGUCUGGGUCGGCCGGCAUUCGUAGGCAUCAGAGCUUGAACUAUCCCACUGCCGCGGCUAGUAUGCGGCACCUCAGCUCAGGCCUCAAACGUGCUGGCACGAUUCAGGCAGGUCCGGUCAAGGCCCAAGCCAAGGGUGGAGCAUAUUCAGGCGCCCAGAGCCCCAGUCCCACCAACGCCGAUGAAGAAUAUGAAAACGAUAGUACGCAUGCCGAGGAGGAUUCAUAUUUCGGUGUGCCUGUACAGCAGAGCCAAGGUCAGUAUCCAGGAAGCCCGAUGGGUCGAUCGUCGCCGUGGAGCACGCCGGGCAAUGACUGGCGCAGCCAGAUUGGAGGCGGCACUGCGAAUGCGCAGUUUGGUAACAAUGCGGGCAUUGACGAUGUCACGCGUGCUCUGUCCACGCUGGAGGUUAGCCAGCAAUAUGGCGGCUCGGGCUUCCAGCAAGGGCAGUCCGUGCACCCUCCGCGUUUCAACCCUUCACAUCCCCCGCCAUUCCAGGCUCCGGGUAUGCGAUCCGGAUCGGGUGGCAAUGGAGGGUCUGCGCGCAAGUUACAGCUCGUCACGGACCUGGAUGCUCGCUCUGCCCAGGGCUCGGUGCAGAGUGCGUCUGCGUACGUCCCACCUAUUGGGCACGGGCUGGCUCCGGCUGCACAGACCGGCCAAUCCCGUAGCGGCGAGCGCGACGAGCAGCAGCAGCAACAGCAACAGCAGACCACCGGGCGCGAGCGAGCGUUCACGGCCUCAGGCACGACGACGUGGGACCAGAAGGAACGCAUCCUUGGCGGGCGGGCAUCCAAUCCGAAUUUGCACAACCUCUACCAGGGCAAAAAUGGCAACAGUGGGGAUAUCCCGGGCGUACCCUCGAUCCCGGCGCAGUACCUGAAUCAAGCGCAGCCACCGAGGUUGGGUAUGACCUCACCCGGCGCGAUUGGCAACCAGACGCAUAGCAGGGCUCAGUCGUUGAGCAACUCGCAGGCGGGUUCGAUGGACAACUUCAUCGCGUCCCCGAUGGAUGUGCCGACAUUGAUUGCUACGAAGGGGUACAACCCCGUGGAGUUUGACACGAGGCCACUCUUUGCACGCUACUUUGUCAUCAAGUCGUACACGGAAGACGAUGUGCACAAGUCGCUCAAGUAUGAGAUCUGGAGUUCGACGGACCCGGGCAACAAGAGGCUUGACAAGGCGUUCAAGGAGACAGCCGGCAGGGGCCCGAUCUACCUGUUCUUCAGCGUCAAUGCGAGUGGGCACUUCUGUGGAAUGGCGGAGAUGUUGACGCCGGUGGACUACACUCGCAGCAGCACCGUGUGGGCAUCCGACAAGUGGAAGGGCGUGUUCAAGGUCAGGUGGAUCUACGUGCGCGAUAUUCCGAAUGCCAAUCUCAGGCACAUUCGACUGAACAACACGCAAGAACGCAAGCCUGUGACCAACUCCCGUGACACGCAGGAGCUUCUCCCGGAUGCUGGGCAGGAGAUGCUGCGUAUUUUCCACACGCAUCCGGCACGUACCUCGCUUUUGCAGGACUUUGCCUUCUAUGAGCUGCAAGCUAUGCAAAAGAUCCAGGCCGCUCAAGUUCAGGCUCAGGCCCAAGGCCUUUCCCAAGGCCCUGGCUCUCCGACGCAGUCCCCAAUGGGCAUGCAGUCGCCUGGGCAACUCUCGCCGAACAAUACGGGCCAGCACCCGUUCGCGAUGUCAAACCCCACCGCGCUCGCGUACGCUGCGCAGCACAUGGGAAUGCCGCAGAUGAACAUGAAUAUGAUGGGAAUGAAUCCGCUGAUGCAGAUGCAGAUGAACAUGAACAGCAUGGGCACGCCGUUUGCGAACCCCCAUACGAUGCAGAGCGUCAUGCGCCAUCCGAGUCCGGGACCGAUGCCGGUCGUGGGCGGCCAGAACUUCAUGGGCUUGGGCGGGAUGCCUGGGUUUUGA
Messenger RNA from Laetiporus sulphureus 93-53, 2454 nucleotides. RefSeq names its product YTH-domain-containing protein. Gene Ontology annotation, biological process: mRNA destabilization. Bases 1 to 2454 code for a protein of 817 amino acids. NCBI's taxonomy places the organism in Eukaryota, Fungi, Basidiomycota, Agaricomycetes, Polyporales, Laetiporaceae. Gene Ontology annotation, molecular function: mRNA binding; N6-methyladenosine-containing RNA reader activity. The transcript has 8 exons. The record is from RefSeq and is a predicted model, not a curated record. Gene Ontology annotation, cellular component: cytoplasm.